UUGAUGAAAUUUUGAAUUGCGUAAUUUCCGAGAACAGUGAAAGCAGCAUUUUCAAUCGCGUGUGUGGGCAGAGAUCAGAAUCAGAGAACUUGAAUUUUCUUCAGGACGCUGACUUUGUGACAAGUCGGGUUUUAUAUUUUACAUUGCCCUUCUUGUGAAACAGUGAAGUAGCUAUUAGCUGGCGAUGUUCUCUUGUGUAGACACGGGGGGGAGGUGACAAACAGCAGUCACCGCUUGUAGACCAGAAAGCGAGCAGUUACAUGGUAGAAGGAUAUCCCGGAACUUGAAACGGUCGGAAACGAGCUAACAUUAGCUAGCUUUUUGUUGACAGUGUGCUUGCUGUCAAAACCAGUCAGACUUCAACCAAAGUACUGGUGGUUUCCUAAAGCUUCUUUCUGACUUUUCUGGGUGGUGGUCAUUUACAUCUCUUCCUAAUUUUAUUUAGACUGCAGUUCGUUUGAAGUUUCUGUCACUUUUAACCACUUGUGGAUCCAGAAGAUGGCAUCAAGAGGCUUCACGGGUCCUCAGAUGAAUCCGAAUAUGAACCCCAUGAAUGUAGGACACACUGCGGGCAUGAGGAUGCCCGGGAUGCCGCAGCCCCCGUCGGGUUACCCCAGAAGCAUGAACAACGCUCCCCAGUAUCCCCAGCGCCCUGGAAUGCCAUCCAACAGAGUGGGAGGCCCCAUGGGGGCAAUGGGGGGUCAGCUGCCUGGGCCCUCCUAUGGUGGUGGUAGCAUUCCCAUGCGGCCAGGCAUGGGACCCCCUAGCAUGGACGCCUCAAGGAAACGGUUUCUUCAGCAGCAGCAACAGCAAGAGGCGCUGGGGGGCCUGAGACGAGGAACAAAAAGACGCAAGAUGGCCGACAAGGUUCUGCCACAGAGGAUCCGAGACCUGGUCCCAGAGUCCCAGGCCUACAUGGACCUCCUGGCCUUUGAGAGGAAGCUGGAUCAGACCAUUGCCCGAAAGCGCAUGGAGAUUCAAGAGGCCAUUAAGAAGCCCAUUAUGACUCAGCAAAAGCGCAAGCUGAGGAUCUACAUUUCCAACACUUACACUCCCAGCAAACCUGACGGAGAGGAGGCAGAGAAGGUGUCUUCCUGGGAGCUGAGAGUGGAAGGCAAACUCUUGGAGGAACCUGGUAAGCAGAAAAGGAAGUUCUCGUCUUUCUUCAAAAGCCUUGUGAUUGAGCUUGAUAAGGAGCUCUAUGGACCUGACAAUCACUUAGUAGAGUGGCAUAGAAUGCCCACCACUCAAGAGACGGAUGGUUUCCAGGUCAAAAGACCAGGCGAUGUGAAUGUUAAGUGCACUCUUCUGCUCAUGCUCGACCAUCAGCCUCCUCAAUACAAACUGGACCCACGUUUGGCUCGUCUUUUGGGUGUGCACACACAAACUCGGGCCUGCAUCAUGCAGGCUCUCUGGCUCUACAUCAAGAACAACAAACUACAGGAUAGUCAUGAGAAGGAGUACAUCAACUGCAACCGCUAUUUCAGACAGAUCUUCAACUGUCCGCGCAUGAGGUUCUCUGAAAUUCCCAUGAAACUGGCAGGUCUGCUGCAGCACCCUGACCCCAUUAUUAUCAAUCACAUUAUAAGCGUGGACCCCACAGAUCAGAAGAAGACAGCCUGUUAUGAUAUUGAUGUGGAGGUGGAUGACCCAUUAAAGGGACAAAUGAACAGCUUCCUGUCCUCCACGACCAACCAACAGGAAAUUGCUGCUCUUGAAAUGAAGAUUCACGAAACAAUUGAGUACAUCAACCAGCUUAAGACAGAGAGAGACUUCAUGCUGAGCUUCAGCAAUAAUCCACAAGAGUUCAUCCAGGACUGGCUGAAGUCUCAGUGCAGAGAUCUGAAGUUAAUGACAGAUGUGACCGGAAACCCAGAGGAGGAGAGGAAGGCUGAGUUCUACCAGGCACCUUGGAUGCCAGAGGCAGUGGGCAGAUAUGUUUACUCCAAAGUGCAGCAGAGAAGACAAGAGCUGGAGCAAGUUUUGGGCAUCCGACUCACCUAAAGAGAUAUUCUAAGUGUGUUUACUCAUGAAAUGUUAACAUUUGAAACUGGAACAAAAGAAUCUAUUGUUGCAGUUGAGAUAAACAAAGCCAUACUGAGUUUAUGGGACCAAAGUGCUAAUUCACUUAAAUAAUGUUGGCCUUGCAUUGUCUGCCGUUUGAGCCUGAUAAGAUGUCUUUGUUUUUCUUAUUGUUGUUUUAAAUGGUACAAAAUGUGGAAGCAGUUUAAGCACUGGUGCAUUUAAGAUGUUUUUAUGGUCCCGCUGUGUGCUAUUUUGAAGCGGUGUCUUUUUACCUUUUAAAGCCAUAACUUUUAGAUAAGGGCAGUACCAGGAACUGGGAGGUAUGGAUUAAGGAUUUCAUUCCAGUGUAUAUAUAAACUUACUUUAAGGCAUUUAUAUCAGAAAUUUAAAUUGUAUUCUUAAAAAAAAAAGAAGAAGAAAGAAAAGAAGAAAACAUGGAAUUUUUUCUAUAAAUAUAAUUUAGCAACGUUAGACGUUUUCUUUUAUUUGGGGUGGGUUUAUGAUUUGAAAUGAAAAAUUGGUGAGAAAGAUGAUUGAACUCACUUGUACAAGAAACCUGUGUGCAGCUGUUUCUCAGCAUUUUUUCCCCUAACUUUUCAUGUUUUCAUUUAUUGGUGUGUUUCAUUGGCUGCGUUCAUAUGUACAGCAAUAUUCUGAUAUUUACCCAGUUUAAAUUUUACUCUAAUACACUUCUAUGUAAAUAACAUCUUCUCAUUACCUUAACCAGAAUACGGUAUUCUGGAUAAGUAAUCAUCAAAAUAAGCUGUGUGAAUGCCGACCUUACUCCUGUUAUGUACACAUUUAAGUGCCUUAAUUGUGAAAUUAUGACCUACCAGAGUUUUCAUAGCACCUGGAAACAAACGCUGCUGCUUUAUGCUUUCAUCUCCACAUAUUAGCAACUUUGUUCUUGUUUUUAAAGGACACAGUCGAUCGUUUUGGACUUGUUUUGAUCAGGUUGCUUGUUUGUCACAGGAUAUGGCAACACCUGCUCCAAAGCAAGGCUGUUGUCCAGAAGUGGAUAGCUGUGGUUAAAUAGAAGAUUUUAAGAGAGUAGAAGUUUUAAAAGAUAUGGAUAUAACAAAGACUUUAAAUGGGCACAAAUAUUUCAGUUGAAUAGAGGAUAAAACAUAGGGAUUAAACUAUUAUUUAAUGUGUAAACAUAAAUAUUAAAUGGAAUUUCCUGUAUGCAACACAUAUUAACACCAUAAUUGGCGCAUUGUCUUAUUUAAAAUAAGGUUAAAGUUAGUAUAUUGCUGUGCAUGCGUACAAAGCCAUUGUUUUAACAUGAAGAACAGGAACUGGGGCACAUUUUGGGGAAUGAGGAGUUCAAUACCUCACAAAAAGGUUCAUAGCUAUUGAUAAAAUGUAAGUGCAGCUGUUUUGUCAAAUUAGCAAAAAAAAAAUAAAUAAAUUUAAUUUAAUCUGAGAUGCUCUUUUGUUAAGCUUUUAAGUUGUUGAAACAUUCUGUUAAUGUGCCAAAAUAUGUUUGUGAGAAAUGUUGUCUGCACAGAUUUUUGUACAGCUUCUAAGAUGUUUGCAUGUUUUUUCAUGUUGUAUCUUUCAAGUCUUUUUUAUAUGCAUUUUAAGUAUUUUUUUCAAUAAAUCUGCUUCUGAAUGUU
Messenger RNA from Melanotaenia boesemani (Boeseman's rainbowfish), 3644 nucleotides. It is a transcript of the gene smarcd2, whose product is annotated as SWI/SNF related, matrix associated, actin dependent regulator of chromatin, subfamily d, member 2. Bases 499 to 2004 code for a protein of 501 amino acids. The record is from RefSeq and is a predicted model, not a curated record. Lineage: Eukaryota; Metazoa; Chordata; Actinopteri; Atheriniformes; Melanotaeniidae. Gene Ontology annotation, cellular component: SWI/SNF complex; nucleus. The transcript has 13 exons. Gene Ontology annotation, biological process: regulation of transcription by RNA polymerase II.